Molecule: messenger RNA, 876 nt
Organism: Hibiscus syriacus
Lineage: Eukaryota; Viridiplantae; Streptophyta; Magnoliopsida; Malvales; Malvaceae
Exons: 3
Coding region: 56-706 (216 amino acids)
Source: RefSeq, a predicted model, not a curated record
CAUUUCUUUGAUCUUCAUCAUUCUUCAACUUACAGCCAGAAAUUGCACAUCUACUAUGGCGGAGCAAACGAAAGGUGCGACCGUAGGCGAAAAUAACUGCACCCGCGGAGAGGAAACGCUACACGAAGCCCUCCACCGUUUGGUUUCGUCGAUCAUCUACCCCGAAGCAUCGGCAUCGGAACCGCUGCUGCAGCGGAUCAAGAUAUCUGUUUCGGAGAACGUGCCUCGCCUUGGCGAAGCCUCCAGAAACACUAGCCGUUCUGUUCUGCAGUGGACCCGUCGUGGCAGCCCCCUUCGUGCUCUUCUCGUCAUUUCUGUUGGGACCAUUUCAUUUCUUACCUUGACAGGGUUGCUUGUUUUUAUGCUUUUCUUUCUAGCUGCGACUGUCAAUGCUAUCAUCAUCUCUUUCCUCAUCGCUCUGGCUGCUGCAGGAGGCUUCUUGGCUAUUUUCUUUGCCUGUGUAACAGUUAUUUACAUUGGGGCCUUGUCAGUUGCUGCUUUUGUUAUUUCUACUGCAACAAUUUCAACAAUUAUAGCUGCUCUUGUAGCUACAGGGUGGGUUGGAUUCUUCUGGGCUCUAUGGUUGGGUACUAAGAAAAGCAUGGACCUGGCAAAGCUCUCGUUCACCAUGACUGGCUCUGCUCUUUCAUCUUAUUCUUCUCCCCAUGUUCAUCGCUACCAGGAGCUGAACAAAGAUUCAGACUGAAACACUUUGGUGAACGUAAGACCCACUCCACACUCAUUCAGCAUGGACAUGUUGAUUAAUCAUAGAUGAGAAGCAUGUUAUAUAGUCGGUGUUCGGAGCUCAUUCCUUUUACGGGUGAAUAGUGUGUAUUUCUCAUCCUCUAGAAUUAAAUGGAUGGAUGGUUAGCUUUU